AUGAUCGUCAUGGCCGCCGCCAUGUCCUUGCGCUCUUCCGCAGCCGAGGCACAGGACAAGCAGACCUGCACAGACCCACAAGACCAGGAUGCUUCUGCUGCCUUGCAAGAGGCCAUGGCCGGGCGAGUGCUGGACGCGCGCAUCAGUGCCACCACGGCCUGGGCCUUCAACCAUGGCGACUCCCUGCGCUUCAUCGGUGACCAAGGACAGCUGCCCGCAGCUGUGCAGCGCUUGUGGAACACCUGGAACGGCAUGAUGAUCCCGUCUUUGCCGCAAAGUCUUGGCGAAGCACGCCAACCAGAGCUGCGAGAGGCUCUCCUUGAGGUCAUGUCUGGUCAUGGUAUGAAUGACGAAAGGUUGGAUCAUGCCUUUCGUGGGUUCGUCCUCACACGUGACAACAUGGUAAAGCUUGUGGAUGUUGCUGAGCGUCUUCGGGCUGGGCUGCUUUGCAUCCUCAUGGGCGAGGCUGGGUGCGGAAAGACGGUGCUGCUGCGACUUACUUCCCAGUUACUUGGAGCUGGCAAGCUUGACGAGCAGCAGGUGCAUGCAGGCACCACCGAACAGCAGAUUUGCCAAGCGCUUGAAAGCGCGGAGGAACAAGCCAGGGAAAAUCAGAGGGCUCAGAAGGAUGGGAAUGUUGAGAAGCUCGUCAUUCAAUUCUGGGACGAGCUGAACACCUGCCCUCACCAGCCGCUCUUCAAGCAGAUCCUGGUUGAUCGCAUCAACCCCUGGACAGGCGAGCCGAUUCACCAAUCGGUGCGAUUUGUGGCCGCUUGUAACCCUUGGCGCCGUUCGUCGGGAGGUGCAUCUUUCGGCUUCGAAAGCCCGUCCAUGGGGGAUCGCUUGGCUGGUCUGGCCUAUCGGGUUCAUCCGCUCCCUGAGAGUCUCUUUGGAUACCUGUCUUCAUUCGGCCAGCUUGAUUCUGAGACCGAAGCACAGUACGUGGAGAAGAUGGCAGCUCAAGAGCCGCAGGUGCUGAACGUCGACGAUCAGCCGCCCAACCUGAGCGAAGAUAUGUGCAAGACUGCAGCCGCUUGUGUACGCACUGCUCAUGAGUACUUUAGGAAUCUCGGCUCAUGUGUGUCCUUACGCGACCCCAGCCGAUUGUUCAAGCUUUGGUGCUUCAUUCGCUGGGAACGACAAGCGAGAGGCAUCCCGUUGGGUCCUGGGAGCGAUGCUGUCUCCUUGGUGUUGGCCCUCCACCUGACCUACGAGUUGAGGCUUCCUGAAAUGGACAAGCGAGAGCAGAUGCUGGCAACAAUUUUGCAAGAGUCACAUCUUGGUGAGCUUCUUCGAAGCCACUGCAUUUCUUGGAGUGAAAGGGGUGAUCACAAUCGAGUCAGUACGUGGAAGCGUUUGGUCAAGCAGGAAGAAGACUAUUGGCUUUCCGCCAUUGAUGUGCCUGACAACAUUGCAAGGAUUCGAGCUUUGAGGGAGAACAUGCACGCAGCCUUGAUGUGUUCCAUGACGCGCACCCCCAUCUUUAUAUUGGGAAAGCCUGGGUGCUCAAAGUCUUUGACGGUGUCUCUCCUCAUCAGUGCCCUUACUGAUCCAUACUCGCCAAAGUUGACGCACUUGGGUGUAAGCUUUAGUGUGCAACCUUACCAGGGCAGUCGGCAGUCCACAUCCGUGUCUUUGCUUCAAGUCUUUGAGAAAGCGCUGGAUCGGCAGAACAAGUUGGGCCAGCUGAAUCGUAGGACACGGCCGUUGGCACUGGUCUUACUGGAUGAGGUGGGUUUGGCAGAGCAAAGCCCUCACAAUCCCUUGAAGGUACUUCACGCGCGGUUGGAGCCUCGCCGACCAGAAGAGGCUGUUGCUGUCAUUGCAAUCAGCAACUGGGAAUUGGACCGAAGCAAGAUGAGUCGUGGUUUGUUGCUUGCAUGUCCUCCCCCAUCAUUGCUUGACCUGCAGGAAAUAGCGCUGGCCAUCAUCCGUGCAUACCUGGCUCAUGAGACAGACAUUCGAAGCCAACUCGAGGCAAGCAUAAAGCACAUAGCUGCAGCAUUCAUGGACAUUCUACGCAACCAGGACCCGCGCGACUUUCAUGGCCUCCGUGACUGGUAUGGGAUGUGUUCGUAUGCUGCCCGCUUGCUUUUGGCGGCAGAUGUUAAGAUGGAUUUGCGCUCAGAAGAUGCGAAGCAGGGGGGUUCAAUGAAGGCAGUGUCUCACGCCCUCGUCGAAGAAGCACGGCGCUUGGUUGAGCACUGCAGGGCGACAGAGUUGAAAUUUGUGCCCGCGCAGUGGGCUCUGCAGAUGGCAGUUCUGAACAACGUUAGCGGAAACAGCCGGCUGUCCCGCGACGGUUCAAGUGCGCUUGCCAAGCUCAUUGGCAGUUUGCGCAUGGAUGAUCAGAAUCUGCCAGUCCCACCGCUGGAGCUAAUCUACCCUGGGGUUCAAGCCGUUUCGAAUCGUCUGGACAGCUUGUUGGGUGAUGUGGGCGGCCGCCAUAUCAUGGUGAUCACUGACUCACCUGUCCCUGUCAUAGCCUGGGUUGAACAUCGAGCCCGCGUGGUGUCGAAUUGGAACCCCGAGAGCCUCGUGGGCAGCCCGUUGCAGCAGGACCAGGUGAGCACUGACAUGUACGCUCAAAGCAUGAUCCAGGCUGCAAUCGUCAGCAUGGCGCAAGAGCGACGCCUGCUUAUUUUGGAGAACUUGUCUAUCAUCUAUGCGGCGCUCUAUGACGUGUUCAACUCCAACUACAGCAGAGCAGGUGGACCAGAUAGCCAAAGAUACUGCCGCAUCGCCAGAGAGGGCUUUUGCAAUCCUCGCUGCGCGGUGGCUGACCAGUUUAAGGCUGUGCUUGUGGUGACCAGGGCAAAGGCUGCCAGCUACGAGCCAGCUCUCCUGAACCGCUUCGCCAAACUCGAGGUGGAGCCAUUUGACCUUCUGGACAAGGAUGCCUUUCUGGAGUGGGAAGAGGAGGUGACUGCGAGGUGCCCAGCAAUGCGUGGAAGCAACAAAGCGACGCCCACGGAUGCUGUGGCUGCUUGCCCAGUUGAUCCUUUCCGCCCAGGCUUCACAAGUCUCCUUGAGACAGUUGCUUUAUCAGCUGACAUGCGAAAUGCAGAGGCAAGCCUUCCAACUGCGGUCACAACAAAAGACCGCCUACUUUGGCCCCUAUUUUCCCCGGAGUUUGCUCCACAAGCCCAGCAUGCAGCCGCUGGUAGCUGGUGUGACAGCUCAAAAUCCUAUUUUGGAGAGCUACUGCAAGACCUUCAUCACGCUCAACAAGGCAUUGAAGAGCACGCAAUUUGUCCCUUGCUUGUUCCAACAUUCAGCGCUUCACACCAAAAGCUUGAACUUGAUGCUGUGCCUGCAGCACAUCGCGAUCUAAAGCUGGUCUCCGAGAUACAGAUGCAUGCCAUGGCAUCUCAAGCAAUGCUCAGGGAGAGCAUAAGGGCUCACAUACAAAGAGUGCAAAACGCAUUGGGCGAGGUUUCCGAGGUGCACCGUGGCGCAACAUUCCUUUCUGCUCUACACGUGCAUGUCAACAUGAAGCAGGAUGAUGCUCAAGACAUCGUGGAUUAUGUGCGCUUCCAAAUUGAGUGGUGUGCUCGGCAAAUCCAGGAUGCGUUGAUGAAUGCCCCUGCCAUGUCCGCAGUGCAUUGCCUGGCGCUAGUUGUCCACGGAGUCCGAGGCUCUGACUCCGACCGAAGCAUUCGACCAUUUCUGCUGGCAGGGCCCCACACGGAGCCCAGCAACUGUCCUGUGAGCACUCGCACGUGGACUGGCAUUGCUGUGGAUCAUUUCUCACAUCUUUUGCCAUGGGGCAUGCGGCCAGAGAAACUGUCCAAUGCAACGAUCAAGGAGAUGUUGGGCAUUGAGGACGAGUCAACCGACACGUUCUGCCUGAUUCUAGCUGAUGCUCUACCCCAUGUAGUUCCUCGCUUUCGCCAAGAAUCGCAACACGUUGACUGCUUCAUGGUGAUCCGACAGCUCAUGCAAGCCAUUCAUGGCAAGCCCGAGCUUGUCCGAGCUAUUCGUGCUGUGCUUGCCGAAGAGCUUUCUCAAGAAGAGGUCAACUGGCGCAUGGAAGUUGCACAGGACAUCGAGCUGUUGAGACGCACCGGCCCGUUUCAACUCGCGCUACUUUCUCAUCUUCGACAAGACGACAAGAUUUUGCCUGCAAUGCAAGCUGUGUGGCAGCAUAGCCUGCACACCAGUUGCCCCAGCGGACAAGAGACCGAACCUCCAAGUUUGGAGUUGCGAAAGCGAUUCUGGCAGGGGGUAGCAAGAGCGCUGCUCAACGACUUCCUUGGACAGCAAACUCCACCGCAGCACAUGCAACUGCUAUGCCAGCUCCAGGAGAAGCAGAUCCUGCUCAUGCCUGGAAGCACUGUGGUGAUGCAGCUUCUCUUGCCGCAGGUGCUCUCGAGCGGCGUGCUCCAGCGCGAAGACUUUGCGCACAGCUUGCUGGAGUGUAGUCAUCGGCUCGGUGUAAUGAUGCAGCGGUGUUUGCCAGGCGCGCUUUGGGAAGCUUUGCAGCAAGAUGGUGCUUCCAUGUCGAAGAUUGGCCUGCUCGGUGAUGAUGUGAUCACGGAGAUAGCUGCGCGUGCAUGCGCUGCCAUGCUUGAAUGGCCAGGCAAUGCCAUUUUUGAGUCUGUCCGCUCACAUCUUCACAAGCUUACAGCCAUUGUGGUGAGCAACGUGACGCAGCAGGCGCCAGCAGCUGCGGUGCUUGCAGACGAAGAUCUGCCACCAAGGGCGCUUUUGCCUGCAAUUGCAGCUGCAUCAUUGCUGCCAGUCUCAGAAUACGUGGCAAGUUUGCAGGUGCGGUUUGGGGUCCUCAAGGUUUGCUGGCGGGAUUCCUUGGAAGGAUUUCUUGCAAACUGGCCGGCCAGCGCUUCCUUUCAGAUGAUACGAGAUUGUGGCAUUCAAGCUGCAUUCCGACUGCAUGCGAAGGAUUUGGAGACGAAACUGGAGGAGAACGAUUCUUUCGUUGGAAAGCAGGCACUGGGCCAACUUGCAAUAGCCAUCGAAGACUUUUUGAUGACAACGAAAUCUCGAGACUCAGAGCUGGUGAGAGUGGCAGUGGUCAACCACAUGCUUGCCGCACAUGGGACGGAGGGCGAGACUGAGAUCAGAAGGCACAUGAGGAGGGAUGAGAACUUGAUUCCAGCUUUGUAUGGCCUGAUGCAGCUGGACGAGGUGAAGUAUUCCACACCACUGGUUGGCAUGUACUACUCUUUAAAGCUGCUUUCUGAGGAAUCCAAAGAUGCUCGUGAUUCACUUGAUGCGUCUCAGAGCCUUUUGCGCAAGGUCAUCGCCCGCUCAGACGACAGCUUCUCACACCUCAGCCAAGUCAAGACAUACCUCCAGCAGAUCUCGGUGUAUUUGAUGGAGCAUUUGGUCUCUCGGGUGUGGUCGACAGUUUUCAGGGAUUGGAAAGCAGCAGAGGAAGUAUCUCAAGCAGUGCUGCAAGAAUUCGGUUUGCUGAUGAGCGGCCAGGAGACAGGAGCUCCAUCUAGCAUGUCUGUCAUGGGCCUGUUAAACGAGUAUUUGCCACCCCCUGAUGCAAGUAUUGGGUGGGAUACACCUUUCCUCGCAUGCUUGGCAGAUGCGCUUUCGUUGACGGCUCAGUUGGGCGAAAUUCUGUCCAAAGUCGCUGAACAAGCAAUAUCGAAGAGAAAGUCUGCCAAGAAGGCCUUGGAGAUUCUGCAGAAGGCCUUCAACGAGGCGCUGAAAGUCAUGGAGGCUUCAGCUCCCCAGUCGCGUGCCCAAAUUUUCGUGGCACUUGUGCUUGCCAGAGAGCUCAUGGUCCACAGCGUCGGUGUCGUCGAGAAAGCGCUUCAGGAGGAGAAUCCCGACAAAUUCGGCGCUUUUCUGGAUUGCUUUGUGCGCAUGCUACAAGUAGCAUGUGUGCGGGGCUUGCCAGCCCUUGCACUCCAAGAAACACAGCUUUGCACCUACAAGGGCCAAAAGUUGCGCGUGAAUCAGCUUCCAACUGCUUUUGCAUCCUUGUACAUGGUUGCAGCAACUCGCAGGCGGGAAAGGCCCGUCCCUACAGAUGUGGCGCUUAGACAGCUGUUUGAGGUUGUGGCUGAAAAAGCGGGGCAAGCGGGGGAUGGCCCUGUUCACCAGCUGCAUCAACUGCUGCACAAUUGUCAAGCUGAAGCUGUUGCUGCAUCCAACUCCCUUGGCUUGUCCAUGCUGCUGCCGGAAGCCCCGGAAGUGAAAGACCUUCUGCAUUGCGUGGACCAAAUUGGUUCAGAGGAAGCGGCGGCGAGCGAGCAGAGCGUAGCGCAUUUUACCCAGCUUUGCGCUGACAGCCGCAACAAAUUCCGAGAUCUGCUGCGGUGCAUGCGAGCAGUUGGAGAGAUGGCUUGCAUGCAGCGCUCUGCUGCGGACGAUGAGACGGCAGACAAGGCUCUGCGAAUUUCUGCAAGGCUGCCUGAUGUGCUGGGAGCAGCGCUACAGCUCUUCCAAGUGGGGGAAACGGGGGAGGCAGAACAUGACGCGGGAGAGGCAGAACAUGCUGCAGAGGGAAGAGAUGAGCCGCUGUUUGAUUGGAACAGGGACCUUCUUGAUAUGACAGGCGAUGAUGCAUGGCGCAGUUCCAUACUAGCACAUGUCGUGUGUUUGCUGGGAGCCACCCAAAAGGAGGUCAUUCGGAAGCAAGACCUGCCACCGGCUGUGUUGCCAUUCGCGGCAUUCGUUGACCUCGAUGCACAAGCCUUGAACACGACAUACUGGCCGGGUGUGCCGGACAACUCCUGGCACGGGUUGCGAUACUCAGGCAUGUUCAAGCAUAACCUCCCGCCCAAUGGCAACAUUGUAUGGGCUGAGUGUGAAUGCGGGUACCGCUACUGUUACGCAGAGUGCGGUGCGCCAGUGUCACAGGCUCCAUGUGCAAGCCCAGAGGGCCAGGGCCGUUGCACUAGGCAGAACGGCGGUCAGAACUAUAAUUUUGCAGCAGGCCAACGGCUCAUUGCAGUUGUCGUGACGGCAGCGCCCCAUGGCGAUGGCUGGCCUCCUAUUUAUCACGCCGUGCGCCAAUACAACGAAGCAUUUAGUCCCCCAGGCAACCGCCCAGGUUUGUUUGCGCUGACUGAAGCAGAUUUGGAAACCUCGGUCAAGCGAGAGAACCGUACAGCCGUGUCCAAUAGCUUGAUGACGGAGACAGUGAGGCAAGAUUGGAAUGAGCCGCUUGGCAAGCCACCACCUGCAAAUACAGGACUUGACCGUGUAACCUUUCGAGUACUGCACCUUCUGAUUCAUGCCAGCGCCCUGAUCUCUGUGGGCAUGCAAUGGGUGCAACAAGGGCCUGAUAGCAUUGUCAAUCUUCUGCAGGAGCACCUGAGGAGGGAGGCCAGGAUGAACCCGGUCAGAGAUGCCAACGACACAGUGUGGUACUUCAUGGCCAACUUGGAAGCUGACUUGCAGGCUCUUUCAAAGUUGCUGAAGAAGGACGGCAUCGAGGUGGCCACCCUCUUCGUCCACGCAGUGCUUCACAGGCUUGGAGACUUGGAGCCAGGCCAGCAGCCGGCGCCCAGCGCCCUGCGCAGUCACGAGGAGCGUGUGGCUUACGAGAACUGGUUCCAUGAGAUUGUGGUUCUACCUGUGCUGGGGGAGAUUACUGCUGCCGGCGACUACACGCUACCCGGCGUCCAUGAUCUGCGCAGGCGAGCAGGACAAACAAAAGACCCCAACGUGGUCCUCACGACUGAUAUGCUGGCGCGUCGUGCGCCUCCAGCUGACGCAUGGGGUUGCAUGGAGGACCGUGUGCGCCGGUCAAUGCUUCUGCACCUCAUGCGGCCCCUGAUCUUCCCUGUCGCCGAGAUCGCUGAGAGCACCUACGAGGAGUUGGUGGCGGCCAGCAAUGGCGGCCGUGGCUUGACCAUCCUUCGCCUGGCCAUGGCGGGCUUUGAUGAGUCCAAGGCUUGGAAGGUGCAAGCCGAGCUCCUGCGAGCCGCCAGCCUUGCCUGGGUCUUGCCCUUCAUGCGGUAUGUGCGCGAGAAGGAGGGAGGCCGCAUCGACAUCCGGGCCGCGCGCAGGACCACCAUGCGACAAUGGCUGGACAUGAGGGACGACCAUGAACGGUUGCACGCCUGGAGUCUGUUUCGAAAUUGUGAGGCUGCUUGGAAUGCCACCUUGGCAGCGGGCAACGUGCAGGUCGGUUGCGGUCACCUGACUCUCCCGGAGUGGACUGCAGACUCCCCACUGGCGCUUUCUUGUCCUGUGGUGGACCCCGAGAAGUUGCGACACGGCGACCUAGCCAUCGGCAACUAUGCGCAUCCGCCAGAGCACUGCGCAGCAGUUGCUCUGCACGAACUUGCCUUAAACCACAACAAGGUCCUGGCCCACAUCCACAAGUACCUAGAGGAGGGAGACGCCUGUCAUAUCAGGGCUCGUGUGCACCCAGCAGCAAAACGUUGCACACCCAGCGGACAGUGUCAGCCAGCCGACUUGCAGAAUGAGCAAGUUCGACUUGUGCAGCACACGGUGAUGUCGGACUUGUUUGUUUUUCCGGGCCAGAUGGAGACCACGUGUGUGGAGGACAGCCCCGCAGAGGCGCCACAUGUGCUCGAAGGCGAUGAGAUUGGGCCAAGGACCUUUCGCUUGGACUACAACAUUGACAGCCUGCUUCAAACCUUCUACCAUGUCCCUUGGGGUGCAGAUUGUCCCGCUCGCGGUGACCAUGACUUCCCUGCCAUGGAAAACGACUUGGCGUUGAGGUUGGUUGCAGGCCGCCCGCCGCUUCAAGUCUGCAGUGAGGACCACAAGGAGUUCCAGUCCGACAUUGACCCCUUUCCCUACAAUAUUUUUCAUGGAGAUGUGAACGUUCGCAUUUUAACCCGAGUGAAAUCUUGCCAAGUGGUGCCGCAGAUGUCUUUGCGUAAGGCGCUAAGCGUUCAGAGAGCGGAGCAGCUUGAAACCGACUUAUAUCGCGACACUGCCCAUGCGCUGGAAGUCAGCAAGAUCACUGGCGACCUGAUCACUCUGCUACUGGGUGUUCGUACCACCAGCAUUUUCCGAAGCGACAUGACGUUGCUGGAGUUCAUAAACCUCCUCCUGCUUGUGGACCAGAUGGCACCCAAGCAGGUCCGUCAGUGCGAGAGCCACCCGGAUGCCUUGAAGCGCAUUGAAUCUAUGCAGGACAUUGCCACAAUUCCUCUGAAUGCUCUCGUGGCCUUACACCUUCUCUCGAGAGAUAUUCUUGCAAUGACCCGUGGGGUCAGCAUCAAGACAAAGGACAGCGAUGCAGAGUAUGCAGACUCAAAAGAGUUGCCCGAAGAUAUGAAGAGUCGCAUGGAGGGCUUGAAGAAGGAAUUCCCACAAGCUCUUCCUGUGGCGUGCCGCCUGGUUGCACGCUGCGCGUACUUGGCAAGCGAACUGCCCUCCGCAAUCCGUGACCCUACGCUGGAGAUGGAAGCUCCGAGCCUGUGCAUGAUGGCGCAGGAGAUGGACGUGGUCGAUGAGCUCGAAGAGGUCAUUGGCGAGGAACCAAGCGAAAGCUGGGAGGAGCUCGUGCCUUCCAGCUUGCUGUGCUGGAACGAGUGCCAGGAAGGUCAUGUGCUGGAGGCCGUGAAGAUGUACCGCGAGUGCUGGCGCGAGAUCCGGGAGCCCUUCUUGGCGCCACCCAAGCCUGUGCUCGGUGCCGCAGAUCCAGCUGUAGGGGGUGGUAUGGUCACGCGAUCGAGCUGGCAGAAGCCACAGGUGGGUGGCGUCCGCCGGCAGCCGAGGAAGAAGCGCGAGGUUGCGGGCCUCGCUGAUUCAAGUGAUUCAAGUGACGAUUGGGCACUGAUUGGCACAGCGCCAGCUCAACGCGAGGCCUCAACGGCUGCAGCUCCGGAUUUGGCUGAGCCGUGA
Molecule: messenger RNA, 9810 nt
Organism: Effrenium voratum
Lineage: Eukaryota; Dinophyceae; Suessiales; Symbiodiniaceae
Source: the annotation of a GenBank genome assembly